Phaethon lepturus (White-tailed tropicbird) is the source of this 597-nucleotide messenger RNA. RefSeq names its product processing of precursor 4, ribonuclease P/MRP subunit (S. cerevisiae) (gene POP4). Gene Ontology annotation, molecular function: ribonuclease P RNA binding. Gene Ontology annotation, biological process: rRNA processing; tRNA 5'-leader removal. Gene Ontology annotation, cellular component: ribonuclease P complex; ribonuclease MRP complex. The coding region runs from base 49 to 597 and encodes 182 amino acids. The record is from RefSeq and is a predicted model, not a curated record. The transcript is spliced from 5 exons. Lineage: Eukaryota; Metazoa; Chordata; Aves; Phaethontiformes; Phaethontidae.
GGAUCAGAAGAGGCCAAAGCAUUUGUAAAUGCCUUCCUAAAGAGCAGUAUGCCAAAAAUGAAAAAUGACGCUAUCCAGGACAUACUAACUCGGAAAGCUGUAGUUCUUGAGCAUCAUUCAAAAAAAAAGACAAAGCAAAAGAGGAAGAAAACAAAAGGUUUUACUGCCAAGCAAAGGCGAGAAAUGCGUCUUUUUGAAAUUGAACCUGAACAGCAAAGAUACACAAUCUUUCUACCGCUACAUGAACUCUGGAAACAGUAUAUCAGAGACUUAUGUCACGGACUUAAACCAGAUGUGCAACCACAUAUGGUUCAGGGCAAACUGCUAAAAGCUGAUCUCCAUGGAGCUAUUGUUACAGUCACAAAAUCAAAGUGUCCCUCUUACGUUGGGAUAACAGGAAUCAUUCUACAGGAAUUUAAACAUGUCUUCAAAAUUAUCACUAAAGAGGACAAGUUAAAAGUUGUUCCCAAACUUAACAAUGUAUUUAGCUUGGAGAUUGAUGGAUUUGUUUCCUACAUCUAUGGAAGCAAGUUCCAGCUUAGAGCAAGUGAGCGAUCUGCAAAAAAGUUCAAGUUGAAAGGAACUAUUGAUCUGUGA